AUGUCGGUCCAGCUCGGUGCGACGCCGAACCUAACCGCGCGGCACGUUGUCGUGACGUCAGCGCUGCUGCCGAGGGCUGGGGAGGGUGCGGAGAAGACACUACAGGACUCAGGGCGCGACAUUCCGGAGCUCUCGAUUCCGAAGGCGUCGCUCCCGAAGCACAUCGGCAUCAUCAUGGACGGGAACACGCGCUGGGCCGAGCAACGCGGCCUCCCGACCCUCAACGGGCACGAACGCGGCGUCGACGCUCUCAGGGAGACGGUGCGCGCUUGCGGCGCGUGGGGGGUGCCGGCGAUCACGGUGUUUGCGUUUUCGACGGAGAACUGGCGACGCGGGAGCAGCGAGGUGUCCGGCCUGCUCUCCCUGCUCGAGUCCACGCUUCGCAAGGAGGUGCCCGAGCUGCGCCGCAACGGCGUCCAGCUCCGGUUUCUCGGAGACCUAUCCCGCCUGCCGCUGCCGUUGCAAUCGGCGGCGCGGUGGGCCGAGGCGGAGACGGCCGGGGGCGGCGGGCUGCGGCUCGGCGUCGCGCUGAGCUACGGCGCGCGGCAGGACGUGGUGCGCGCCGCGCAGGAGCUGGCAGCGGAGGUCGCGAGCGGACGCGCGGCGGCGGCGGACAUCACGGAGGAGGCGAUUGCGUCGCGGCUGGGGAGCUCCGGGAUGGGCGACGUGGACCUGCUGGUGCGGACGUCGGGCGAGCGGCGCCUGAGCAACUUUUUGCUGUGGGAGGCGGCGUACGCGGAGUUGUGGUUUUGCGAUGCGUUGUGGCCGGACUUUACGAGCGGGGAGCUGAAGGCGGCGGUGGAGGAUUUCGCGGGGCGGUCGAGACGGUUCGGGGCGCACUGA
Molecule: messenger RNA, 843 nt
Organism: Pedinophyceae sp. YPF-701
Lineage: Eukaryota; Viridiplantae; Chlorophyta; Pedinophyceae
Source: the annotation of a GenBank genome assembly